Phyllopteryx taeniolatus (common seadragon) is the source of this 3576-nucleotide messenger RNA. RefSeq names its product spliceosome associated factor 3, U4/U6 recycling protein (gene sart3). Gene Ontology annotation, molecular function: RNA binding; protein binding. The record is from RefSeq and is a predicted model, not a curated record. Gene Ontology annotation, biological process: RNA processing. Lineage: Eukaryota; Metazoa; Chordata; Actinopteri; Syngnathiformes; Syngnathidae. The transcript has 19 exons. The coding region runs from base 139 to 2949 and encodes 936 amino acids.
GCAGCCUGUUUGUUGAUAAACACCGAAGGAGAACAGGAAGAUGAGGUCGGGGCGCCCACUAGCGGCCAGAGGGUACUAUUACAGCUCGUGACUGGAGGGGCUGUUUGGGCUUGUUACCAGGCAGAGAGCCUUUCCAACAUGGCGGCGGCGAGCAACGCAGAGCCUACGCAUUUGCAAGAUAUGGAAGAGGACGACGCGGCGGAGAUGGACGAGCGGGGAAUGGACUCGGAGAGCGACGGCGAGGAGGGCAUGGGAGUGGACAAUUCGGACGACGAAGAGGACGACACAUCAGAAGACGAGAAGGAAAAUGAAGCCGAAAUCCAGCGACUGGAAGAGCAGCUAUCGAUCAAUGCCUUUGACUACAACUGCCAUGUUGAUCUCAUCAAACUACUGAAGCAUGAGGGAGAGCUUCUCCAUCUGCGAAAGGCCAGGCAAAAGAUGAGUGAGCUUUUUCCUCUCACAGAAGAGAUCUGGCUAGAUUGGCUCAAGGAUGAAAUUCGCCUGACUGAAGAAGAACCCAACCGAGAAAAAGUUAUGGAACUUUUUGAGAAGGCUAUAAAAGACUACAUUUGCCCGGAUAUCUGGCUUGAAUAUGCCCAGUAUUCUAUUGGUGGCAUGGGAUCGCCAGGUGGCAUCGAAAGGGUGAGAUCCGUCUUCGAGAGAGCCAUCACAGCUGUUGGGCUUCACAUGACCAAGGGACAAAUGGUGUGGGAAGCGUACAGAGAAUUUGAGAAUGCCAUUCUGGCCACAGUACAGCCUCCUCCUGGCAAGAUUCCCAGCCAUGAUGAGCAAGAGCUGCUGAACAAGCAGCUUCAGCGCAUCCAUACGCUGUUCCGCCGCCAGCUGGCCAUCCCCUUAAUGGACAUGGAGGCAACUUAUGCAGAGUAUGAGGAAUGGUCCGACCACGGGCCACGCGAGGAAGUCUUGCGUCAGUACAAAAAUGCUUUGCAGCAGAGGGAGAAGUAUAAGCCUUUUGAAGAGUCACUGCUGGUGGCAGAGACGCCUAAACUGGCCGAAUACCAGGCCUACAUCGACUUUGAAAUGAAGGAGGGGGACCCGGCCCGGAUUCAGAUGACGUUUGAGCGGACUCUGGUCGAGAACUGCCUGGUGCCAGACAUGUGGACCAAAUAUACCACGUAUCUCGACCGUCAACUGAAAAUCAAAGAUCUGGUUCUUUCCACCCACGAUCGUGCUGUCAGAAACUGCCCGUGGACGAUGGGUCUGUGGAAGAGCUAUUUGCAAGCUGUAGAGAGGCACGGGGGCACUCAUCAAACCAUUUCAGAUUUGUUUGAAAAAGCGCUGAACGCGGGGUUCAUUCAAGCUACGGAUUAUGUGGAGAUCUGGCAGGUUUACCUCGACUACCUGAGGAGACGUGUGGAUUUCAGCCAAGAGUCGAGUAAAGAGUUGGAGGAGCUACGAGGGUCAUUCACCCGCUGUCUGGACUACAUGAAACAAGAUGUCGAAGAAAGGUUUGGGGAAAGUGGAGACCCUUCCUGUAACAUAAUGCAGAUCUGGGCAAGGAUAGAGGCCCUGCAUUGUAAAAACAUGCAAAAAGCCAGAGAACUGUGGGACAGCAUCAUGACAAAAGGGAACGCCAAGUACGCCAACAUGUGGCUGGAAUACUAUAACCUCGAAAGAGCUUACGGAGAUUCUGUCCACUGUCGAAAAGCGCUUCACAGAGCAGUCCAGUGCACUUCCGACUACCCAGAACACGUGUGUGAAGUCCUGCUCACCUUUGAGAGAGUCGAAGGCUCUUUGGAGGACUGGGAUGUGGCAGUCCAGAAGACAGAGACGCGUCUGAACAGAGUUAAUGAGCAACGGGCAAAGGUGGCCGAGAAAGAAGCCAUCCAGGCUCUACGCGAGGAGGAACAAUUUGAGCAGAGGCGGAAGGCCAAGGCAGACAAGAAGUCUCAGAAGAAAGUUCAGAAGGGCGGUCGAUUUGGGGAGAAGAGGAAAGCAGAGCACGGGCUUGAUCAAGAUGAGUGGAACGACCAUGCAGAACAAGCUCCUAAGCGACACAAAGGAAAUGGUGAGCAAAGCAAAGAGGAGCACAUGGAGACUGAGAUGGGACUCUAUGGGAAGAAGGCGCCUCCCGGCUAUAAAAGUUCUGCGCCUGGAUUCAACAAAGUCCAGCAGGCCAGUGCCCAGAAGCAAAGCGAUGAUAAAACUGAGCUUCGGAACAAUGAAAACAGUGUGUUCGUUAGCAACCUGUCGUACACCCUGGAGGAGCCUGAGGCCAGAAUCCGGACAUUCUUUGAGACGUGUGGACGCGUCAACCAGAUUCGCCUCGUCUCCAGCAACAAAGGGACCUUCAAGGGCUUUGGCUAUGUGCAGUUUGAAAGCUCUGAGUCUGUCACGGAAGCCCUCAAACUCGACAGACGGGAAGUGGAGGGCAGGCCUAUGUAUGUGUCACCGUGUGUAGACAAGAACAAGAAUCCAGACUUUAAGGUGUUCAAGUACAACACAACUAUGGAGAAACACAAAAUCUUCAUCUCCGGGCUGCCGUUUUCCUGCACCAAGGAGCAAUUGGAAGAAAUAAGCAAGCGUCACGGCACCAUUAAAGAAGUUCGUCUUGUUACGUUUCGCUCAGGAAAACCCAAGGGGUUGGCAUAUGUUGAGUUUGCAGAUGAAGCGCAAGCUUCUCAGGCCGUCUUGAAAAUGGACGGCAUGGACGUAGAAGGGAACAAAAUCUCUGUUGCUAUAAGCAACCCUCCUCGCAGAAACACAAGCAAGCUCGGUCCCAGUCAGCCCACCGCAAACCUGACGCCUCACCAGUUCCACGGCGCGAGAGGAAGAGGACGCACACAGGUGUCAUUGCUCCCUCGCUCUUUGAAUCGCCAAAGCGGGCCCGCAAGACAAGUGGAGAAUGGGUCUGCAUCUGAGGAAGGUGCCGGAGAUGCGAAGCCUUUGUCCAACGCAGACUUUGCUAAGAUGCUUCUGAAGAAGUGAAAGGAAUGCCUGCUGGCUUCACACUGAAAGCCACCACGUGAAUCUUUCAAAAGAAGUCUUUUGUGACUUUUGACUUUCUGCAAACGUCAGCCUUCUCGUCAUUGUUCGCGCGAGAUUGCCUUAACUGCAGAGCUGCUGCCCUCCACCGGCCCCUUUCAACCAAGACCACCUUUGACCCUGGUCAUUUUUACUUUUCCUUCUCUGGCUGUGUUUAAACGUUGCUGUCGGGUUUUAUUAAAUAACUGUAAAGUACAUGUGUGUAAAUAUGUUUGAAAUGUUCUUGACAUUUUCCCAACAUUUGACAUUUUCCUUUUAUUUCAGUGGGACAUUGGACUGACAACCCUGUGUUAAGAAGUGUGUAGAAUAAUGUGUGUGUUUACACAUACAAAAUCAAUACAUACCUAUCAGCUGUCUGUUAACAGAAUUAUGCUAAAAUAUUUUCGUUAAGACUUUAUGGCUCUUAAGACCACCAUUUCAACAGUUAAAUGUAUGAACCGAUCCAACAGUCUCUUUUGAGAAAUUUAAAUGUGAUCCCCUUAUGUCAGGCAAUUUUUUUGGUUUUGAUUUAAAAUGUCAAUUUAAGACUGAGGCAUAAUAAAUUAACCGGCUGGGGCUGACUUUCUUCAA